CAUGCUGAUGGAGUGACUGCUGCUUCCUCUCAGAAAUGGAAGAUCAUGUCAUGUAAGAUGAAGAUCGAGCAGCUGAAGGAGGCGAUCACCAGGGGCAACGAGGAGGUGAAGAGCGAUAAGGAGCUCCUCCUUCGCUCUCAGGAGGAGAGCCAGCGGCUGCAGCGUCGGGCCGGACGUCACCAGGAGAAACGGGACAAGAUCGAGCGUCACAACCGCCGGCUGGGGGACCUGCUGGAGAGACGCAGCCGCGAGCUGCAGGGACGCCUGGGCCAGCUGGCGGCUCUGAGACAAGACCACAUCCUGGAGCUCACCACCCACAUCUUCCACACCCAGGAGGAGAAGCAGGGCAGCAGAGACCCCGCAGACGUGGUGGCAGAGUGCGACCCCGCGUUGACCUCCAGCACGGUGAGCGAGCUGGCCGAGGCCCGGAGGACCACCUAUCUGUCGGGACGUUGGAUCUGGGACGACCAGAACGGAGAGACCAGCAUCAGCAUCACGGGACCCCCCGUUGCCCUGCCCAGCAACGGAGACUGCUCCGCCUACUACAGCUGGGUGGAGGAGAAGAGCACCAAUCAGGGCCCAGAGUUGGACCACAUCAACCCGGCCCACACCAUCAGCGCUGCUCUCUGCUACGCCACACAGCUCGUCACCAUCCUUUCUCACAUCCUGGACGUCAACCUGCCCAAGAAACUCUGCAACAGUGAGUUCUGUGGAGAGAAUCUGAGCCGAUACCGCUUCACCAGAGCCCUGAGCAAACUCAACACCAACAUCCUGCACCUCUGUUUCUCACAGCAUGUAGACAGUGAGAAGCUCCACCCUCAUCACACUCUAAGGAACAUCAUGUUCCUGAUUUCCCCCGACAACAACAACCUGGGCAGAACGGGUCCGUUUGAGGUGAGCGCCGACUUGGAGGAGUCGAUGGAGUUUGUGGAGCCAGAGGCUGCCGGGCCGGCGGAGGAGAGCGGAGACGAGGCUGUGACUGACGAGGAGACGGACCUGGGGACAGACUGGGAGACGGUGCCCAGUCCUCGGUUCUGUGACAUCCCAUCACAGUCCAUGGAUCUUUCCCAGAGUGCAUUGCAGGUGUCCCAGCCCUCUGCUAACACAGGAGGGAUGAUCUCGUCUGCUGCUGCCUCCGUCACCUCCUGGUUCAGAGCUUACACCGGCCAGCGCUGAACCACGGGACCUGAACCACAGGACCUGAACCAGAACUCCUGGAGGUCUCAGACUUUGGACUGGGGUCAGAGGUCAGGCUGGCAGGUCAGAGGUCAGCAGCUGGAUGAGGAUAGUCGUCUACUGAAAAUGAUUUAAUACAGUAAUAACAUGUAAUAACUGGUUUAUUAACAUGUAACAACUGGUUUAUUACAACACUUUAAUCUGAGGACAUCAGGUGGUUUGAUCCGGUCCAAUCAAACCAGAUGUAAACACAAACAGCUCCAGUUAAAUGGAUCAAUAAUUAAAUUGAUCAAUGAAUCACGACCUUCAGUAUUUGGAUCAGGUAGCUGGUCUGUCAGGUUCAUAUUUAAUCAAUAUUAAAGGCCUCUGAUCAGGAUCACCUUUUGUAACAAUAAACACUUCAGUGUGUUAUAAACCCUUAAUUACAUGUCUAUAAACUGAUAAUCAAUGAUAAAUGUAGGGGACUUAAAUUUAGGUGUUAACUGCUGAUAUCCUGUCGACCUGCCAGUCUGUCUGUCAGCCGAUCUGUCUGCUCACCACAAAGGGAACGUUUUUGCUUUUAUUUUUUUAUUUGUGUGAAGACGAACUGAACUGAACUGAUAACGGAUCGUUGUUUACAAACCUGCAGACCGACAGCCAAUCAGAAACCAGACUGACUGUUUUUUUGGAGCAUCACAACGAUCGGAUGAGUCCACGAUGAUGUCCUGUAAAAGGUUUCGUGUUAUACUACGGGAGGUUUGCCGGUAUAUUACGAGAGGUUUCCCGUUUUGCCGGUAUAUUACGAGAGGUUUCCCGUUUUACUACGGGAGGUUUCCCGGUAUACUACGGGAGGUUUACCGUAGUAUAACGGGAAACGUCCUGUAUGAAGAGCUUAGAGGAGCAGGUAAGGGUUAGGCUAACCCUAACCCUGAAUCACAUCAGUGGAGUUUAAAUGUUUCUUGGAAGUGAAGCGUAGAGACAAUAACUCAUUGGUUCUUCUUCCUUCAAAGGGACAAAGUGUGUUUCAAAGUUUGUGUUAAAAACAUUUAAAAUAAAAUCCUGUUUUCUGGUUUUGGACACUGACCCUUCUCAAAUCAAACUUUUCAUUUAAAUACUUUUCAAAGAAACCAGUUUUAUUAAAUUAAGUUUUAGAACAUCCUUAACUUCUCCUGUAGAUUUUGACGGUCCGUGUGUUUAACAUCCGUAUUUUCUUUCCUGUUUUGUGUUUCUGCAUCGUCUCCAAAUGAUCAAUAGAAGCUCAACAGGACUCAGACAGGUUGAAGUAAGAAAAGACAAAGAUUAAACCACAGCAGCUGCAGAAGUUAAACUUUAUAAACUAUAAAUAAAAGGAAUUAAUACACACAAAUCUAAAUAACUAUGAAGUGAGUGGACAUUCAGUUAAAUAGCAGACUAACUACUUAAGCAUCAAAACAAAGAUUCGCAUCUAAUUAUAUUUAUCUUUAACACACCCUGACCGUGCACGGGACAGUUUAGUGCACAGAUCCUUUGAGCUGCAGAUUAGUGUGUUGGCUAUGUUUGGUAUGCGGUGCUGCAGAGAAACUGAUCCCAGCGCCUCAAACGGACGUUUAACAGUCUGGUUUCAUGUCUCUGUGGUCGGAUCAGAGGCGUCAUGACACUGUUUCUACACCAGAGAACGCCGACGGCUUCGUCUCUUCACUGGAAAAUGUCCCAAACUACAGUUCUGACUUUUGUUUAAAGAUCCCAUCAAAUCUAAAUGCAUGUUUUUAUUCACAACGUCAUCGGUUCGUCGGUUUUCUUAACGAUGUUUUGGAGUUUGAAGUAAUUUCCUGGAAAAACAAUACAAGUUUUAUGGGUAAAUAAUAAACAUAUUACAGAUUCUUAAACAUGUCAUCUGAUUUAAAAACAAAUUGAGAAACUCACUCAAACAUGAACGUUGGUUCAAAUAUUAUUGAUUUUAUCAGAGUCAGAAUCGGCUUUAUUGGCCAUGUAUGCGUGCGCAUACAUGGAAUUUGACUCCGGUUACACAUUACUCUCAUCGUAC
This is a messenger RNA of Anarrhichthys ocellatus (wolf-eel), 3178 nucleotides long. RefSeq names its product autophagy related 14 (gene atg14). The transcript has 8 exons. Gene Ontology annotation, biological process: mitophagy; autophagosome assembly; cellular response to starvation. Gene Ontology annotation, cellular component: extrinsic component of omegasome membrane; autophagosome; extrinsic component of phagophore assembly site membrane. NCBI's taxonomy places the organism in Eukaryota, Metazoa, Chordata, Actinopteri, Perciformes, Anarhichadidae. The record is from RefSeq and is a predicted model, not a curated record. Gene Ontology annotation, molecular function: phosphatidylinositol 3-kinase regulator activity; protein-membrane adaptor activity. The annotation marks the transcript as partial.